Molecule: messenger RNA, 348 nt
Organism: Apodemus sylvaticus (European woodmouse)
Lineage: Eukaryota; Metazoa; Chordata; Mammalia; Rodentia; Muridae
Gene: Cimip3
Product: GUCA1A neighbor
Exons: 2
Coding region: 1-348 (115 amino acids)
Source: RefSeq, a predicted model, not a curated record
AUGGCCAAACACAGGGAUUCACAGAAAUCCUUAAUCCCCAGCCAUGGGCAAAAGAUGACAUCAGGCAAAAAGGUGAAGGUGUCGCCGACGCCGUUGUCCCACAAAUGGAAACAGGACCGAGAGCAGUCUCUGGAGUCAGCUUAUGUGCCUGUGGUGGUGGAUCCUCGGGGGCAGAAUCCAGACACUAGGAUCAGGUUCAGUUUCUACAACUCACAGUAUUCCAACUCUCUAAAUCCCUUCUACACCCUGCAGAAGCCCACCUGUGGCUACCUGUACCGAAGAGAAACUGACCACACCCGCAAAUGCUUUGAUGUACCUCCAGCAAACCUGAUCUUGUGGCGCACCUAG